AUGUUCUUCUCGACCACCCUACUUGUGGCUCUUGCCGCCAGUGCCUCCGCACAUAUGACCAUCGAGUACCCGGUACCCUACGGCAAAGACACCCUCACCAGCUCUCCCCUCGAGCCCGGAGACUUUCCCUGCAAGCAACGUGCCGGCGUUUACGAUGUCACCGAGAUGAACCAAUGGAAUGCUGGUGAAACCAAGGAUGUCUCCUUCAAGGGCUCAGCUGUCCAUGGAGGAGGUUCAUGCCAAUUUUCCAUUACAACUGAUAUGGAGCCAACCGAGGCCAGUCAGUGGAAGGUCAUUACCAGCGCCAUCGGCGGCUGCCCUUCGAAUGUCACUGGCAACCUUAAGGAAGACCCCAACGGCCACGGCGCAGCCACUUUCCCCGUCACCAUGCCUGACAACAUUCCUGAAGGCAAGUACACCUUCGCCUGGACCUGGUUGAACAAGGUCGGCAACCGCGAGUUCUACAUGAACUGCGCUCCUCUUCAAGUUGGUGGUGGCGCAUCAGCCAAAGCCUCAACCGCCAGUGCGGCCCAAGCCCUGUCGUCUCUUCCUGAUAUGUUCGUUGCCAACCUCCCUGCCACCGAGUGCACAACCUCGGAAGGUCAGGACUUCAACUACCCCGAUCCUGGCCAGAACGUCAUUGAGGGAACUGGUGCUACUCUCGGCGACUCCGUCAGCGGCUCCGGAUGCUCGACUAUGACCAAGAUGGGUGCUGGUAACGGACAGAUGGGAACGCCAACUCAGCCCGAGGCUUCGCAGCCCGCAUCAAGCGAGACCCCUGCUGCUACUUCUGGUUACGCUGCUCUUCCAUCCAACGGCGGUGGUGUCUUUGCCCCCGGCGCCUCUUCCGCUCCCGCUGCCGAGCCUACUCCCGCCGAGCCCACUGCUCCUGCUGCACCUACUUCUACUUAUGUUGCCGAGCAGCCUAGCAGUGCUCCCGAACAGCCAGCCUACAGCGCGCCUCCUCAGGUGCCCGACAACAGCACUCCCAGCGCACCCUCCAGCGGCAGUGACUGCACCCCCUGUGACAACGAUGGCGCUGUUGUAUGCAUCGGUGCCAACAUGUUUGGUCUUUGCAACCGCGGAUGUGCUGUUGCCCAGCCGCUUGCCAACGGCAUGUCUUGCUCUGGCGGUGCUGUCGUUGCUUCCACCAAGCGAUCUCUCAAGUUCCCUCGCGCCCAUCUCCACCGUCGCCACGGCUCAUCUCUCCUUAUCUAA
Alternaria arbusti is the source of this 1218-nucleotide messenger RNA. RefSeq lists its product as uncharacterized. Bases 1 to 1218 code for a protein of 405 amino acids. Lineage: Eukaryota; Fungi; Ascomycota; Dothideomycetes; Pleosporales; Pleosporaceae. The record is from RefSeq and is a predicted model, not a curated record. The transcript has a single exon.